This is a messenger RNA of Protopolystoma xenopodis, 441 nucleotides long. The record is from the annotation of a GenBank genome assembly. Lineage: Eukaryota; Metazoa; Platyhelminthes; Monogenea; Polystomatidea; Polystomatidae.
AUGCUCCUGACUCAUAUUCCGCCGCAAAUGGCAAUUCACCUCUUGGACGUAGCGCCUAUUAUCCGGUCCAUCAUCUUUCCACUUCGGACAGACAUACACAUCCGAUCAACGAAUCCAAUACUCGCUGACUUAACGUUUUAUUAUUUCCAUUUAACAUUUAUACUUCUCUUCCUUUUCUUUCAUAUUUUCUCCACAGUCCUCCUCUCUGAACGCCCUAGGUCCACAGGCAUAGGCUCAGCUUCUCUGAUGCUUGGCAACACAGGCGAAUCUUAUCACUGUCUUCCCACUGAUCACUCCAACCAAAACUUAACACAUGACUCUUCAGGCUCGUUGGUGCUUUCAUCUGCUACUGAUUGCGGUCAUUCUAUGCUUCCCGACAAGAAUUCAUCAUCAUGCGGCACUAUAAUGUCCAGCUACGAUCUGCAUUCGAUGGUCAGUUAA